AUGCCGUCCUCCAUCCCCGAGGCAGACAGGAGGCACAGAGCCUCAGCAGCAUUUUCUCUGAGUUUCCUCUCUUUAAUCUUCUCCAUCACGGCUUUCAGCAGCAGUUACUGGUGCGAGGGGACCAGGAAAGUGGCCAAGCCUUUCUGCAAAGGGGACAGCAAAGGGGAUCUGUGCAUCCGCUUCAACAGCGCCGACGGCAACGGCAGCCAGGCUGUGCAGUACAUCUGGGAGACUGGCGACGACAAAUUCGUGGAGAAGAAGUUCCACGCUGGCAUCUGGUACUCCUGUGAGGAAAUGAUCAAUGAGGAAGGUGAGAAAUGUAGAAGCUUCAUCAGUCUGACUCCAGCUUCUGAUCGAGGGGUUUUAUGGCUGUCCAUUGUAGCAGAGCUUCUCUACGUGGUUUUGCUCCUGAUUGGAAACAUUCUGAUGUCAGUAGAAAUCUGCUACUACAGCUCUGUCAUUGAUGGGCUGAAGAUCAAUGCCUUCUCUGCAGUGGUCACCGUGCUAGCAGGUCUUCUGGGCAUGGUUGCUCACAUGAUGUACACAACUGUGUUUCAAAUGACUGUAAAUCUUGGUCCUGAAGACUGGAGACCUCACACUUGGGAUUAUGGCUGGUCCUAUGGCCUUGCAUGGACCUCCUUCGCUUGCUGUAUGGCCGCAGCUGUCACCACUAUUAACAAAUACACGAAAACUAUCUUGGAAUUCAAGCACAAAAGGAAAAAGCUGGAAAGGAGCUUUAGGAUUCAGUACAAGUUUCCUGAGUACACAGCUCCAGAGAAGGUUUGCAAUGUGUAUGUGAACUCUUUCCAGAACACCACAGAUGACCCCGCACAUGCACUGAGAAGUCUGCGCCACCUGGCCACUAUUUCAGUCCUGUAAAGCC
This is a messenger RNA of Melospiza georgiana, 883 nucleotides long. Its product is annotated as germ cell-specific gene 1-like protein. NCBI's taxonomy places the organism in Eukaryota, Metazoa, Chordata, Aves, Passeriformes, Passerellidae. Gene Ontology annotation, cellular component: plasma membrane. The record is from RefSeq and is a predicted model, not a curated record. The coding region runs from base 1 to 879 and encodes 292 amino acids. The transcript is spliced from 5 exons.